Clonostachys byssicola is the source of this 1506-nucleotide messenger RNA. NCBI's taxonomy places the organism in Eukaryota, Fungi, Ascomycota, Sordariomycetes, Hypocreales, Bionectriaceae. The record is from the annotation of a GenBank genome assembly.
AUGGACCAAUUCACCGUGGUGUGCGUCACCACUGCCGCGCUCUGGCUUGGAUGGAGGGUCUGGAGCUUCACGCUGUGGCCCAUGUUGCACCCCGAGCUCCCCAGGAGAUACCCAUACCUGGUUCCUGUGGUCGGUCAUAUCAAGGCAAUGGUCAAUCAUACUGGCAGGGUCUUCACGCGCGGAAAAGCUUAUUUUGGCAACACGCGCGAGAUCUUCAGCCUCGUCGUCAUGGGAGAGGAACUGUACGUCGUCACCAAUCCCUCCGACAUCCAAGAGGUCUUCAAGCAGGCCGCAAGCCUCGACCAUGACGCCAUGGCCGUAGACAUCCUCCUCGACACGGGCAUGACCAAGGAGACCAUCACCCAGAUCUUCGAGCCCGUCUACCGAUCUAAGAACUACAUCAAGGCGACGCAUGACGAUUUCAGGCUGCAGAUGCACCCCGGGCCGCGCCUCGACAAAGUCCAGGCGGAUUUCCUCGCGCACAUCGACAAAUCUCUCCGAUUUGACAAAAUCAGCGGGCCGAUGGUCAAGUCGCUGCCAACUGGCGGCAAGGUCGUUUCCUUGUGGGAGUGGUGCGGCCAGAUUCUCAUCGACUCCGCGAUCGAGGCUUUCUUCAGCAGGGCGCUCUAUGAGGCCAAUCCAGACAUGCUUCAGGACUUUGUCAGCUUCGACGAGGAGAGCUGGAAGCUGCCCUACAGGCUGCCCAAGUUUGCUGCCAAGAAGAUGUACGGGUCGAUGGACAAGUGCAUACUGGCCAUCAGCAAGUGGCUGGAAUAUCCUAAGGAGAAGCGGCAGGCUGCGUGGAUCGUCGACCAGAUGAUUGAGGGUCUGGACGAGGUCAAGGUUACUGGUUCUUAUCAGCGCGGGGCUAUGGUGUUUGUGCUAUUCAGACUGGUCAAUACCAACGCAUUCCGCCUUUGCUUCUGGUGUCUGGCGUAUCUCCUGUUUGACCAGGAGCUCCUCAACGUCAUCAAGGAAGAAAUGCAGCCCGCGUGGAAUCGCGAGGGCGAAGGCAGCCUUGACAUGCAAUAUCUUCUUGAUAAGUGCCCCCGUCUCUCUUCGUUUUACGAAGAGGUUCUCCGCAUCACAGUUGAUAGUGUCGGGGCACGGGUCGUGAUGAAGGAGACGAUGAUCGGAAACAAGAAGCUUUCUGCCGGGAGAAAGGUCCUCAUGCCCUUCCGACAGGGACACUACGAUCCCGAAUUCUUCGGGUCCGAUGCUGCCUCUUUCAACCCCACACGAUUCCUCGACAAUGAAAAAUUGACCCGCAGCGCAAGCUGGAAGCCUUUCGGUGGUGGCCAGGCUUGGUGCCCUGGACGCUUCAUGGCCCGCCGUGAAGUGUACAUGUUUUUAGUUGUUGUACUUUUCCGGUUUAAUACGGACCUGUACUCACCAGAUCAUCGCACACCUGAGUUCCCAGUGUUGGAUGACUCGUAUCCUUGGGGGGGUAUCCUUACACCAAAGCCAGGUCAAAAAGUACUGGUAGAAAUUUCAAAGCGAGUAUGA